Messenger RNA from Gloeophyllum trabeum ATCC 11539, 444 nucleotides. RefSeq lists its product as uncharacterized. The record is from RefSeq and is a predicted model, not a curated record. The transcript has 3 exons. Lineage: Eukaryota; Fungi; Basidiomycota; Agaricomycetes; Gloeophyllales; Gloeophyllaceae. The coding region runs from base 26 to 247 and encodes 73 amino acids.
AUUCUCGCACAUCCCCUUCGCUACAAUGAGCGUCAGCGUCAGCGGAAUCUCGCAGUCGGUGCUAGGCACCCUAUGGACCAAUCUAUCAGACAUCCUCAGUCCAGUGCCUGUGAAUCUAGUGUUAAAAUACACAGACGACAAGCUGUUAACCAACCUCGGGCCAGGCAGGUGUGAAAGUGGCACAGGUAUCAGCUUGGCUCCCGUUAGGAAGCCAGUACCCAGCGGACACAAACCUCGUCCGAAAUGAGGUUGUCCGUUGCCUCGUGGACGCUAGUUGCCCAAGAGCGAACGCCGUUCUCCAACGUCGUGAACUUCCUGUCAGGAGGAUCGGCUGGUUGAACAGUCCCAAGAACUCAGAAUAGAAUCAAGCAGUGCAAGGAAUCACCCGAGACUGGCGUUCGCGACCGAGAUGACAAGUAUAGAUGAACGAGUCGCAUCGUUGGC